CUCCCAGGCAUUUCCCCAGAAACACUGAGGCAGGUCAUAGAGUAUGCCUACACAUACUCUGUGGUCAUCACAGCUGAAAAUGUGGAGAACCUCCUGGCAGCUGCUGAUUAUCUCAGUGUCUUGGGCAUCGUGCAGCGCUGCUGUGAUUUCCUGCAUGAGCAGCUCUGCCUCAACAACUGCAUUGGCCUUCUUAAAAUCGCCGAUGUCUACUGCGUAAACGAGCUGCACCAGUCUGCAUUCAACUUAAUCUUGAAAAACUUUAAGGAGGUUGCCAUCAGCUCAAAUGAGUUCCCAGAACUAAGUCUUGAACAACUUUCUGACAUCAUCGAGCAGGAUGAGCUUAAUGUCAGAGAAGAGGAUGUAGUGUUUGAGGCCAUCCUCCGGUGGAUCGAGCACGAGCCUGCCACCCGAGAGGCCCACAUUUCAGUCCUAUUGGCCAAGAUUCGGAUGGCUCGUAUGGAUCCGGAAUACUUCAUGAAAAUCGUCAAAGCCAACGAUCUAGUGAAGGCCAAUGUGGCGUGCAGGCCAAUCAUCACUGAUGUACUGAAGGUCAUCUAUGAUCUUCAUGAUGAACGUCCACGAUCUGAUUUUGAGAACCCACUGAUCCGCCCGCGCUUGCCCUCUGACAUUUUGCUGGCUGUUGGUGGAUGGAACAUGCGCACGACAAACUGGAUUGAAGCCUAUGACACCCGGGCCGACCGCUGGGUGGAUAUAACACAGGGGCAGGAGACUCGCCAGUCCGGCCAUGGCAGUGUGUGUUUAAAUGGCUUCAUGUAUUGUUUUGGGGGUUAUGAUGGCCAUAAUUUCACCGAUGCUGUGCUCAGAUUUGACCCCGUCGCACGGACAUGGCAGCACAUGGCCCCUAUGCACUGGCGCCGCUGUUGUGUCAGUGUGGCCGUAAGUAACGGCUUCAUCUAUGUGAUGGGUGGCCGUUUAGACGUGUCGCCUCUGAAUAUCGUAGAGCGAUAUGACCCAAAUGCCAAUGAGUGGACCAUCAUCCAGCCCAUGAACGAGGAGCGACAGGAUGCCAGUGCCACCACCCUGAAUGGAAAGAUAUACAUUUGUGGGGGUAGCAAUGGAGCUCAGACCACUUCCACUGCGGAGUGCUAUGAUCCACUCACGGGCGAAUGGACCUUGAUCGCUCCCAUGCGCACUCGCCGACGUGGCCUUGGAGUAGCGGCAUAUCAGGGAAACAUCUAUGCGGUGGGCGGUACCAACGGGGCUCAUCCAGUGCGGACUAUGGAGGUCUAUGACCCUGCAAUUAACCAGUGGCACGCUGGGCCUCCCAUGAGACAACAAAGAAGCUAUUUCGGCAUCGCAGUGGUGGACGGCUUGCUGUUUGCGAUGGGAGGCUCCGAUGGCUUCAAAGUAACUGCAAAAGUGGAAUGUUUCAAUGCAGUGAAAGGCAGCUGGUGCCGUGCGCAGGAAAUGAUUGCACCUAAGAGGAGCUUCAGCUGCUGCACAGUGCCUGCGCACCCCCGCUUCGUACAGUACGCUGCACCUCGCCCACCUGCCCCCAUCUGCCUGCCUGGUAAAAUGGCUCGUAUGGAUCCGGAGUACUUUAUGAAGAUCGUCAAAGCCAACGAUCUGGUGAAGGCCAAUGCGGCGUGCAGGCCAAUUAUCACUGAUGUCAUGAAGGUCAUCUAUGAUCUUCAUGAUGAAAGUCCACUCUCUGAUUUUGAGAACCCACUGAUCCGCCCGCGCUUGCCCUCUGACAUUUUGCUGGCUGUUGGUGGAUGGAACAUGCACACGACAAACUGCAUCGACGCAUAUGACACACGGGCCGACCGCUGGGUGGAUAUCACGCAGGAGGAGCAGAGCAACCUAGCUGGUCAUGGCACGGUGUACCAUGAUGGGUUUGUGUACUGCAUUGGGGGGUUUGAUGGGCAAAACUUUAUCGAUACCGUGCGCAGAUACGACCCGAUCACACGAGCAUGGCAGCAGAUGGCCCCAAUACACUGGCAGCGCUGUAAUGUUAGUGUGAUCGUGCUCGAUGGGCUCAUCUAUGCCAUGGUGCUACAACCCAAAAACCAAUGA
Molecule: messenger RNA, 2037 nt
Organism: Brienomyrus brachyistius
Lineage: Eukaryota; Metazoa; Chordata; Actinopteri; Osteoglossiformes; Mormyridae
Product: kelch-like protein 10
Exons: 7
Molecular function (GO): protein binding
Source: RefSeq, a predicted model, not a curated record